Messenger RNA from Enterobius vermicularis (human pinworm), 2259 nucleotides. NCBI's taxonomy places the organism in Eukaryota, Metazoa, Nematoda, Chromadorea, Rhabditida, Oxyuridae. The record is from the annotation of a GenBank genome assembly.
UUGAGCUUCAUAUGUCGAGGUUUUUACGUUUUAGUUGCAACAAAUACUGGCAUUCCUCGACCACCAGUACCAAAUAGCAUUGAAAGCGCGCCACCACCUACACCUACUGUUUCUCAAGCACCUCCUGUGAAACGAAGAGAAAUUUACAGGUACACUUCAAGUAGGCCUUUAUUUGCUUCUGACUGGUCGUCGAAGACACAUCCUGAUAAAAGAUGGCGUGUUGCAGUUGGAACUUUUGUUGAGGACAAACCUCAAGAUAACAAGGUGCACAUCAUUCAGCUUGAUGAGCAACAAGGUGAUCUGGUAGAACGCUGUUCUUUUGAACACUUUUUCCCACCCAACUGCAUCCGUUGGAUACCGGACCCACAAAAUCUUUACCCCGAUAUACUUGCAACGAGUUGCGAAGUUCUAAGAAUAUAUCGAGUUGACAAUGGCGUUCAACAGGAAUGUGUUUUGAAUAAUAAACAAGCAGCUAAUUAUUCGGGUCCUUUAACUAGUUUUGAUUGGAAUGAUGUAGAUCCAUCCCUUAUUGGCACAGCAUCUAUUGACAUGAGUUGUACUAUUUGGCAAAUUGAGACUGGACAGUCAAUUUCUAAAACAAAAAGGACAACUGGCAAUGUUAAAACACAGCUGAUUGCUCAUGAUAAGCCCGUGCAUGAUAUCGGUUUCUCAAAAAUUGGAAAUGGACGGGACAAUUUUGCUACAGUGGGAGCUGAUGGUAGUGCGCGGCUGUUUGAUUUGCGUAAUUUACAACAUUCGACUAUAGUUUACGAAGACCCGCUGAGAACUCCUUUGAUGCGUUUAGCAUGGAAUAAGCAAGACAGUAAUUACCUUGCGACGUUUGCUGAAUACUCUGUGGAAGUGGUUAUUAUUGAUAUCAGGGUUCCUUGUAGUCCCGUUGCUCGUCUCAGAAAUCAUCGUGGAUGUAUAAAUGCUUUAACAUGGGCACCACACUCUGGUUACCAUAUCUGCACUGCUGCGGACGAUCGGCAAGCAUUAAUUUGGGAUCUCUCUAGCGUUCCACGUCCGGUGGACGACCCUAUAUUGGCUUAUCAGGCUGGAGGAGAGGUGCGGUCAAUCAAGUUCACUGGUCUGCUGCUCAUAGUGACUGGAUUUCUAUAUGCUUUGACAAUUAUCUUGAAAUUUUACGUGUCUAAUUCUCACUGCGGUCACACACUAAAUAUUGGGUGGCCUAGGAAGGAGCCUAGUCAUUAUGCGGUGAGGGAAGUUAUGACCAAUUUGCCUGUUUCAAACCUUUCGUUGCAACAACAUCGCAGUUUCAUGGAUGAGCACAGCAGUUUACAACGUGCUUUUGCAAGCAACCAGUCGCUACAACGUUUUGGUGAGCAAGAGGGAUUUCACGUUUCUGUCUUACGUCUAGAUGAAGUUGCUGGCGAGUUUAUUCACCAAGGGACAUUCGAUCAUCCUUAUCCUGCAACAAAAAUAAUGUGGAUUCCAGAUACAAAAGGGACUUAUCCAGAUUUACUUGGUACAACGGGUGAUUAUUUACGACUCUGGCGAGUAGGAGGAGAAAACGGAGUUCAUGUUGAAGCUCUCUUUAAUAAUAACAAGAGCAGCGAGUACUGUGCUCCGUUAACAUCCUUCGAUUGGAAUGAUGUAGAUCUGUCAUUAAUUGGCACCUCCAGUAUUGACACUACUUGUACCGUUUGGCAAAUUGAGACUGGUCAAGUAAUUGGAACUACGCCAAAGCCGACUGAAGGAAGUGUUAAGACACAGCUUAUAGCUCACGACAAGGAAGUUUUUGAUAUUGGCUUUACAAGAAUGGCCAGCGGACGUGAAAUUUUUGCAAGUGUUGGUGCCGACGGUAGUGUGCGAAUGUUUGAUCUAAGGCAUUUGGAACAUUCGACAAUAAUUUAUGAGGAACCAACUCGAUCUCCUCUUCUUCGACUUGUUUGUAAUAAGCAAGAUCAUAAUUAUAUCGCAACAGUGGCUCAGAAUUCAAAUGAGGUGAUUAUACUGGAUGUCAGAAUUCCUUCUUCGCCGGUAGCAAAGCUUAACAAUCAUCGAGCUCAGGUAAAUGGUAUGGCCUGGGCUCCUCAUUCUUCUUGUCACAUUUGCACUGCUGGUGAUGAUAAUUACGCAUUAAUAUGGGAUCUUCACGCGAUGCCUCGACCUGUCGAUGAUCCUAUCCUAGCAUAUCAGGCAGGCGGAGAGGUUAAUCAGAUUCACUGGGCCCAGGCUUAUCCAGAUUGGAUAUCUAUAUGUUAUGAUCAGUGGCUUGAGAUUUUACGAGUCUAG